This is a messenger RNA of Contarinia nasturtii (swede midge), 4033 nucleotides long. RefSeq lists its product as uncharacterized. Gene Ontology annotation, molecular function: protein binding. Gene Ontology annotation, biological process: regulation of cytokinesis; centriole replication; centrosome duplication. The coding region runs from base 1769 to 3841 and encodes 690 amino acids. The record is from RefSeq and is a predicted model, not a curated record. Lineage: Eukaryota; Metazoa; Arthropoda; Insecta; Diptera; Cecidomyiidae. Gene Ontology annotation, cellular component: centriole. The transcript has 3 exons.
AAAAAACACCCGGAAUGUAUGUUUGCACGAGACGAAUUCAUGGGUUUUGUCAUGCAAAUAAAAUAUGAAUAGCUGGUGUUAAUUCAAGGCAAAUGGAGUGUGAUAACAAUUAUUUACUAAAUGGUUAGAUGAUAAAAGAACUCUGAUCAUUUCAAGUAAAACUCACUUCAUACACCUUGGCAACUGUUCAACCGAAAAAUGAAAAAACGCUUUAGUUUCACACAUGUUUUUGUACUUAGAAUUUUUCCAUAUAUCGUGUGUAAUUUCGAAGAAAAAAGAUGAAUUCUUUCCAAAGACUUACAUAUGAAACGAUGUUACCAUCUUGACCCACAUAGAAUCCUGGUCGAUUUUGUUGUCGUAAUCCCUGGUAUCCGCUCUCAAGUUCGGUGUACGACAUUUUUUAAUAACGAUCGUCGUACACGGUUAAUUUAAUUUAAUUUUCUUUGCACGCAAAGGUGGAAUUCAGUUCACAUUAAACAAAUUGUUUUUGAUUUUCACCAUGUCCGCUAUAAAUAGAUGAAAAAGAAGACAUGAAAAACGCUGUGACGUGAGCCAAACUGCUUUUGCGCUCAAUUAAGAUUCCAUAACCUAUCCCAACAAGUUGAAUUUUCACUGAUUAUAAAAAAAAACACCGAGAGAGACAAAGUACAAUCAAAAUGAAAAUCACAUUUUUCUUGCACCGAAAUUAAAUUUGCACCACAAGUCAAUUGGGAAAUGCAAACAAUCAAGUAAACACACGCACUGUUUGUGGACCGGAUGACCGCAUGUUUUCUUCAAAUUGUUGUGGACUCAUUACCGAAGAAAACCUUAAUUUAACGACACGUAAACAAUUCGUCCACGAUUUAGUCUAAUCAAGUUGAGCAAAACUACUAAAAACCAACCAUUUGAAUGCCACCAAAAUAUGAAUGCUGUUCCGCACAAAUGACAAGUGAUUAUUGAUUUUUUUUACGAUGCAAACACAGUAUAAUAAUGGAUUUUAAAUAAAAUAAUUUGUAUAUCGAUUCGGUGUGUCUUACGAUGUAUUUAUGAAUGAAUUUAUUGAGAUAAUCGUAAAACGAUUGAUCUCGUUUAAACCGAAUGAAUUACGAUUUCAUCACGUUCAACUACAUCGCUUUCUUUAUGCACACAUUCCGAUACACGAGAAAGAGAAUUAUGAGGAUUUUUUUUUCUUUUUGUAUGACAAAAAAGUGUACACACACACGAACAGCAGACACUGAUAUGACGUUUGACAAAUCGCGUUGCGCGAAAUGACAGAUUAGGCUACAUGCACCAACAACAACAACAAAUGAAACACCAAAAUAACAACAAGACUGUUUUUACACAAAUUAAAAUGUGCUUAAAUUAUCUUGAAAUUCAAUUUUUACUGACGAUGUUUUGUCUCUUUGAACAUGUGUAUAGUGAAGUUUGUAAAAUUGCAUGGAAAAUAGGUGGUUGCUUAAAAUAAUUUCGAAAUAUCGUCACUGUUUUUCUUUCAUUCGUUCAAACUGAAAAUUUUGCGCACAUUGGAUUACAGAUGUUCGAAUAUGUCACCGGUUGCGGUAAUUCGUACCGAAAAUUGUCAAGCGGUGAACGCACCCGUCGAUUCGACGACUUUGACAUAUGUCAGUUGUCAUGGAAACAACGAAAGAGCAAGCAACGAACGCUAGAAGGAGAACACUCAAUCGAAGCAAUCAAAACAAAGCCAAAUUUAUUUUGUAACGUAUUUUUUCUAUUUGAAACAAAGCAUAAUUAAACAAAAAAUUAACGCACAACAUUUGAUUGGCGAAAAAUGUCACAAGAGAGUGACUCCUUUGUAUCGGUUUUUAAAAUUGAUGGUAAACCCAUUUUGCCACCCGUGAUUGACGAUGCUCGGCGCAUCGAAAUCAGUCGUGACCGCCAACUGGCAAUUGAUGUGGAACAUCGCCUGCGUUUACAGCAACAGCAAAAAAUUAAAAAUUCGCAAUCGGAUUUGGUGGCGAGCGAUUACGAUGAAACAUUAGUAAAAGGUGCAAUUGAAUGUAAUGUUUCCAAUUAUGACACAUCCGCAGCAGUCGACAGUCUACUUGAUGACAAUAUUUCCACACUCAAAGAGGACGUAGUCGAUAAAAUUGAAUCGGCAUUUGGCAAUAUACCGUCCAUCAACGUGCCUAAUUUCGAAGAAAAGAGUGCUGUGAACGAACGAAAGUCCUCAAAAAACGUACCGCUAUCUUUGAUCAUCGACACCAAUUUCAAUGAAUUUAAUGUCGAAAAUAUUUCACCGAGUUUUUCAUUGCAUUCAUCACCAUCAAUGGGUGCUCUGGAUGAUAGUCGAAAUCAGUCAUUGUAUUUCACUCCAAUGUCGGGUCGUGAAUCAUUUGCAUCAACACCAAAUAGCCUCUUUCCCUCAGCGCGUAUAAUUCGAUCAAAUUCAUUUACACUCGAAAAACCGAGCCCGAUGUUGCUCCAACACAUGGAGGCCAAUGGAAUUCAGAUCGGUUCAAAUUGCUCGCCGCUCAAAAGUCCGAGAUUUUUACAGGUCAAUGAAUUUAAAAAAACGCCAAAGAACACACCACAAAAACGGUUGCAAUCCCACGACGUCAAAGAUAGCAUAAAAAUAAAAGAGCAAAAAAAGAAGCCAAACGCAUCUAAAGUUCCAUUGAACAAGUCGGCACAUAACAAGUCUUUAUCAUCCAGUUCAAAUACGUCAUUAAAUUCAACGAUUCUUCAAUCCAAUCAUUCAGUGAAAUCAAGUUCGCCAUACGCGGUGAAAUCAAUGAAAAAACAGAAAUCGUCAACAAAACCGAAACAAUCAAAUCAAACGAAUGGUGAAUCAGGUGUUUUCAAGAACAGCGAAUCGAUUUUACGCUCAAUUUAUGAACCGAGUAAACCAGCCAAGACCCCAGCUAGUGCCAAAAAGGGAAAUGGCUCAAUUGCAUCGGUGAACGGUUCGACGAAUGGUAAACACUCCACCUCGACUAGAACACCAACAAAAACAAGUGUCGAACCGAUAUCAUCACGAUCAUCAAACAUAAGUAAUGGAAAUUUUCAUGACAUUCUGGCAAUGAUCGAACAUCAGCAUGAGGCUCAAAUGCAGAUGUUAGUGCAGCGUCAACAGGAGGAACAAAUGCGCAUGCAAGCCGAAUUUCAGCGUCAACAAAAUGAAUUAUUACUGAAAAUAUCGAAUUUAAUUGCAAAUAAAACGGAUAAUAAGCAUAGCACACCGAACGAAAUAUUAAUGACUGAUGCCAAAAAGUCCAAUGAAAAAAUGCUCAUCGAAGAAGUAAAUAAUGAUGUGGCACUGGCACUUGAUACAAAUGGCAAUCGUCUUUUUACCCGUUUCACACCAGAAAACUCAAAAUGUAUGCGGCGUUUGUACUAUGAUGACAAUAAAUUGGUCUCCGAUGAGCUCAACAAAUCUCAGUCUAUCGAAGGUCCGUCAAGUUUAUCGACAGUUAGUUCGGAUCAAUUGGUUGAAUACACCGCAAGAGAGAUUGCAGCCGCCACAACAAUAGCGGCUUAUACGCGAGGUCAUCAGACGCGUCGCCUGAUGAAAACGAAAAAGGUGCAAACAAUCGUCAAUACCAGACGUGACUCGUUGUUGAUCGCUUUGGACAUGCAUUAUGAAAGCAAAGAACGGGCUAAAAAUGGUACACAGACUGAAAGUGAAACGGAAGCCGAUAUUGAAUUAAAAUCUCAGCUCAUUCAACAGUUGGCAUCGGCAAGUCAAAAUUUGCACGAUAUAUUUGUCGAGAUCUCAAUGGCCGAGCGCAUGGAUAUCAUUGCCAAGGAUCGUGAAUGGCAACGAAACAAAUUGAACCGGUCCAAAUUGUCGAAUAAUAACAAAAAUCACAUGUUUGUCAAUGGUAAUUCGCACUUUUUGUAAAAUGUUGAAGCAUAGCAGGCGAUGAACAAGAAAAAUAAAACAAAAACAACGAUAUACUCACACAAAUUGAAUAGAAUGUAAGCAUGCAUCAUUUGGUUGUAAAACAGCUGCCUUGUAUUUUAAACCCGUUUGUCAUUCAAUCAUUCCUUUUUUUAUAUAUAUAUACAUGAACCGUUUUUAUUUAAAUGUUAU